AUGAAGGCAACAACAAAUAUAACAGGAGGAGAGAAGCUCACUAUGACCUUUAAAGAACUGGUAUUUUCCCCGGCGCUGGGUGGCGACGAAAUCCGCGGUACGUGUUUGGCCAGAGAAACGGAGGUCGCUCACAUGACAGAACUCCUGUAUCCAGGAUCACCAAACUCUGACAGUAUACUACAUAUAAAUUUUAUUCAGAUAAAUUGUUGUAAAAUGGGUUUUUUCCCACAGGGGAAUAUGGUUGGAUUAAACUGGUUUUCAAGGCUGCUUCUUCUUUUCUACAAACCAAGGAAAGAUUUCAAAUUUUCGACGCAAUUCAUUUCAAUAACAUUGGUUAGCGCUUUAACGAUCUUUCAGAUUCACAUCUUGCUUAUGGGUCACUUUUCCUUCUUCUACAACAUAAUUCCUGGACUUCUCUCUGCUUUUAUGCGAAUUCUAAAGGGCAUGCUUUUAGGAGUGAUUUUCAUCUCUCGUAUCGAUCGAACAUCACUGAUGCAGGGUUUCCAGGCUUGGGACAAAGCUUUUGUCGCAUACCUUGGUUUUGUGACUGUGCUGGUUGCCCACAACCAUCCUGUGAUGCUGGUGUUCUGUCAGUUGCUUAUUGACAGAAAAAAGAUCACCAGCCCCCGCAAGACGCGUCGUUAUUAUUGUGAAAUCGUGGAAAAUUUGGCAGAAAACGUACCCCAUUCCCCAAUGAAGGAAAAAAGACGGGAGCCCUGUCAGCCGCGCAUGUCUCAAAAGGCUGUAAACCGCUGGUUCCUGGCGGUGACUCUCCUACGCAACCCAUCUUUUAUCAAGUACCGCCGCCAAGGCCGCCAUUUCACCACAUCUGUUGUGACUCUUGAAAGCGUCAACUUUGACGUUCCAGUGUAA
Messenger RNA from Pocillopora verrucosa, 873 nucleotides. The record is from RefSeq and is a predicted model, not a curated record. Lineage: Eukaryota; Metazoa; Cnidaria; Anthozoa; Scleractinia; Pocilloporidae.